CUCGGCACAUCACUACAGCUGUCAAAUAUUUUGAAUUUACCAUCGCUGUGUUUUGAGUUUAUAAACCUAAUGUUUCCUUUAUAAAAACAUACUGUGAUGUCUUCCUCGGAUUCCGACGACGAUUGCUACGGUAAUGUGGCUCAACAACUAGAAAAAUUAAAGAAGACUUUUGCUAAAGACAACUUGGAAAGCUACAAAUUAGACGAUUCCUUGGAACUUGGAGAAUCUAGCAAAGAUUUGCCUAAAAACGAAGAAAACACAUCGGCAGUGACCAUUGUUGAAGAUUGUAAUGUAACUGUAAAUAGUACGGAUAAUGAUGAAUUCACGCUGGACGCGAUAAUAGCGAGGAAUAGUAAGCCAAAACCGAAGCGAGGUCGCGGUGCCAAACGAAAGCAUAGUGACGUUUCUGCGGGCUCAUCUACUCAGGAACCGGCGCCUGGCAGGCGAAAAACUAGGAAUUCACAAAGAGGCAAUAGUAGUUCUGUAGAUACUGAUCAAAAUACGCCAUCUGUUGGUGAAAACUCUUUGAUAGAGGAAUCGGUUCUUGAACCACCGGCACCCCCAUCUGUUAGUGAUACUUCAACCGCUUCUACAAGAGGCAGGGGGCGCGCAGCGAGGAGAGGCCCGGCCAGAGGUAGGGCCAGAGGGAGAGGGAGAGGUAGAGGACGCAUUCGCACUCGCAGAGAACUGUGGGCCAUCUUUGACAACAUAUUUGAUAGAAUUGAUAACCGCAAUGUAGCCAAUUACCCCACAUACAGUGUCGGCAACACAGAUGAAUACCCAGAUCAGAGUGAUAGCCAGGAACUAUUCUCAACAAGACCUGCUAAUAAUGAUGUUCAAGUCAUUGACGAUGAUGACGCAUUGGACAAUGAUAACGAAGAAAUGUCAGUAAAAGUAUACUGGCAGAACUUAGAAGUAUUCAAAUUCAAAAUAAGGAAAUAUCAAAAAUUAACACAAAUAUACAAUUACUUUAUGGAGAAAGAGGGUGUUGGUAGUGAAAAAUUAUUGUUUAUUUAUAACGAUAGGAUUAUUAACAUGAAUGAUACUCCGGAUUCAAUCAACUACAGUAUAGCAAAGUUUAUAGAUGGAGGUAUUGUUAGCCAGAACGUAACACAUUUGGCAACAACGAAUACUUCAGAGAACGUAGUUAACGGAAUUAAGGUAAAGUUUCAAUGUCAGAAUGUGAAGAAACCGUUUGAGACGAUGUUGGGAAUGGAUGAUAAGUUUGCUUCGGCCAUGGUGAGGUGUGCAGAGCACUUGGAGGUGCAACUAGAAAGACUGAAAUUUUAUUUCGAUGGAGAUUUGAUAUCGAAUAAGUCUACCCCACGGGAACUCGAGCUGGAAGGAGGCGAAUGUAUUGAUGUAAAAAUUUCUAGUUGAUAGUUAUAUUAAAUUAAUAAACAUUUUUUUUGUAGUUCUGUUUUGUAUUUUUUUGGGCUCAGUGUAAUGUUUUAUGGCCUGUAGCAGUGUAG
Molecule: messenger RNA, 1472 nt
Organism: Spodoptera exigua (beet armyworm)
Lineage: Eukaryota; Metazoa; Arthropoda; Insecta; Lepidoptera; Noctuidae
Source: the annotation of a GenBank genome assembly